ACCUCAGACCUGAACCAAGUCCAGACUGUCCAGUGCCCACUCCCUCAGCAGGCCCCCAAUAUUUGACACUUGGUUGCUUUUUAGUGACUAGAUCAAUUUUUUGCUCGACGUAUUAAAAAAAGGCUGCGGAACAGUGUCGAAUCGAACUGCGACCUGACUCGGAUUCAAUCUUUCAAUCUCGGACAAGGUCUGAUCAUCAUACGGUAGUCAUAGGUGUCUUGUACUUUCACAGUCUUGCAUAUACACAAGAUGCACAGCGGUUUGGGACCGGUGAAACCUGAUUUCCCCUCGCCUGGGAUGGUCAUCUCAUCCAUCAAAGAGUCUUGCAAGACCGUGACAACAGCCGCGCAUAUCAAGGUCGAAGAUGCCGCUGUCAGACGCCUCCUGGAAUCUCCGUCAUUUCUAUCCUCGUUUCAUCGUAUCUCAGCCUCCCAUGGGCUUGCAUUCCCCCUCAAGUUCCCCUCAGUCUUAUCAGAGCUAAACUUUCUGUCUGUUCUUUCUCUCCUCAAUUUCGCUUCCGGCUAUCGGGUGCCACUUCACGAACAGACGGGACGAGGUGCAUGGGAUAAUAUACGGGCAUUCACAUUCUCUCUUUAUCUGUCCUCUGCGACAGGGCAGGGAGAUUUGCUUUCUGCGAAAGGCAUGAAGACGAUGAGUGAGCAGCAAGUCGCACAACAUAUGGGUGUGUCGAUCCACGUCGAACGACCUCAUGAAAAGAUCGAGGGUGUCACGGUCGGGGAGCUUGGUGGACCAAUAUAUGAGUUGGUGAAACUGAUCAGCUCGACCCUCACCGAGACGGGUCAGAUCCUCGACGCUUCAGGGUAUCCAGAAUUAGGGAGCUUUGUUUUGGAGAGUUUGAAGGAGGGGGCAAAGGCCGAUCCUAAUGCAAGUCUCGGAAUUGUGCUAGAUAGGCUUAUCAGAGCUAUUCCAGCUUUCCGCGAUAUGGCGGUUGUUAACGGGAAACCGGUGUACUGCUUCAAAAAGGCACUUUUUCUGAUCCAUGCAGUGAAGAUUCGUUUUGGUUCUGCGGCUUCGCCACCGUUUCCCAUCCCCAGCACAGCUCAGGCACCCGUGUUCACCGAUAAUGUUUUGCCGUCCCUUUUGGUCCAUUUGGGAGUUUUGGACCUGACUGGCGCAACAUCUCACGGACUUGACAAGUUGUUCCCUGGUGCCGAGAGUGAAGAUAAGAUUAACGCUCUCUUGGCUUUACCUCCUGUGGCUUCACAGGUGGUUGCGGAAGAUACAAAGAAAACGCCCCCAAAGGAUGGUCCUGUACUCACGAAUGAGCAGGCUUAUAUUUUGCGUGCGGCUGCCGUACACGCUUGCGAGAAAAUAGUCGAGUUUGCGAGGGGCGAUGUACAACUAAGUGAAGAGCAAGCAUGGCUGAAAGAUAUUACAUUGCCCGAACUAGAUAUCUGGCUGUGGGCGGUGGCCAAAGACCGACUAGAUUACAGAAAGCUGGAGAGAUUUGUUUUGCGGGGUACAGUAUUCUUUUAGUCGCGUUUAGCAGCAUGACGACCCACUUGGUUACUAUGGCACUUCAUAGGCGUCGAAAUCAGAGCACGCUAAUAAUGGGGGUUCAGGGGGACUUGUGUGUUCGUGGCUGAUUAUCUGAUAAGUCCGUUCGCCAAUUGCAAUCCUUCACCCAGAAUCUUGAGACUCAGAGGCCGCAAGUUGCAACAUCCACAGGUAUAAUCGUAACUUUGCCAUGGCAAU
Suillus clintonianus is the source of this 1716-nucleotide messenger RNA. RefSeq lists its product as uncharacterized. Bases 250 to 1497 code for a protein of 415 amino acids. NCBI's taxonomy places the organism in Eukaryota, Fungi, Basidiomycota, Agaricomycetes, Boletales, Suillaceae. The transcript is spliced from 4 exons. Gene Ontology annotation, biological process: tRNA modification. The record is from RefSeq and is a predicted model, not a curated record.